AUGGCUAACACCUCUCGGCCCCUCACUGUGGCAGAGAUUCAGUCGCUCGCCAGAGCCGUCACGGAUGAACGCAUCUUUAAGAUGUUCCUCAUCCUCUUCACCCACGUGUUGUUCAUCUACAUCAACAUUGUAAUGAUGGUCACCCUGCGCAGCAAGCCCACUUUUUGCAGCACGGCCCGUUACAUCCUUUUUGGCCACAUGUUGCUGAACGACACGCUGCACCUGGGUGUGAGUCUGGUAUUGUACCUCCUGAACGCCUUCUUUUUCACACUGGUGCGUGCCGCUUGCUCACUCCUGGUGCUACUGUCGGCCACGACCUUCACCGUGGCGCCCCUAAACCUGGCCGUCAUGUCUCUGGAGCGCUACGUGGCGGUCUGCUUCCCCCUGCACCACUGCCAGUUGGCCACGCCGUCCCGCACUCGCCUCGCCAUCCCGCUCAUCUGGGCGGCCGGCUGCAUUAAUGUGAUCAUUGACGUGUGGGCUCUGUUUCUCGCCGGGCCAACCUUUUACCAAUCGCAGACGGUCUGCACGCACGAACAGCUGAUGGUGACGCAGUGGCAGGGAUUCAAGGCCCUGGUCCUAAACAUCCUGCUCUUUGUGUCCGUGGCGCUGCUGUUGCUCUACACCUACGUGGCCAUCUUUAUCGAGGCUCGCUCGGCCUCCUCGGACAAGGCCUCCGCACACAAGGCCUUGAAGACGGUGCUCCUGCACGCCUUCCAGCUGGGGCUCUCUCUCAUGUCCUUCCUCUAUGUCUUCCUGGAGUCACUGACCUCUCAGCUGCCCUUUGCCAUCUACAAUCAGCUGCGUUUUUUCAACUUCUUUACUGUAGUGAUUCUGCCACGCUGCCUGAGCUCGCUAGUGUACGGGUUGAGGGACGAGGCCUUCAAGCCCCUGUUCAAGCGGCAGUUUUUAUUUUGUGGCAGCUGGGCAAAAGUAGGAGCUCCAUGA
This is a messenger RNA of Engraulis encrasicolus (European anchovy), 948 nucleotides long. Its product is annotated as odorant receptor 131-2-like. The record is from RefSeq and is a predicted model, not a curated record. Gene Ontology annotation, cellular component: membrane. Gene Ontology annotation, biological process: detection of chemical stimulus involved in sensory perception of smell; G protein-coupled receptor signaling pathway. Gene Ontology annotation, molecular function: olfactory receptor activity; odorant binding; G protein-coupled receptor activity. The transcript has a single exon. NCBI's taxonomy places the organism in Eukaryota, Metazoa, Chordata, Actinopteri, Clupeiformes, Engraulidae. The coding region runs from base 1 to 948 and encodes 315 amino acids.